Scleropages formosus (Asian bonytongue) is the source of this 1002-nucleotide messenger RNA. RefSeq names its product homeobox A1a (gene hoxa1a). Gene Ontology annotation, molecular function: DNA-binding transcription factor activity, RNA polymerase II-specific; RNA polymerase II cis-regulatory region sequence-specific DNA binding. The transcript is spliced from 2 exons. Gene Ontology annotation, cellular component: nucleus. Lineage: Eukaryota; Metazoa; Chordata; Actinopteri; Osteoglossiformes; Osteoglossidae. The record is from RefSeq and is a predicted model, not a curated record. Gene Ontology annotation, biological process: regulation of transcription by RNA polymerase II. Bases 7 to 978 code for a protein of 323 amino acids.
GCUACAAUGAGCACCUUCUUAGAUUACUCUGUGAUGAGUGGGGACGGCGGGUCCUGCUCUGCCACGGCGUACCACUCAGACCACGGAAUUACAACUUUUCAGUCCUGCGCUGUCACAGCUAAUGAUUGCGGCGGGGAUGAUCGCUUUAUUGCCAGUCGAGGUUCACCGGGUGGCAUUCCUGCACACCCUCACCAGCCUGGAUCAUACCAGCCUCACGGCCCUCUGGGCAUAACAUACGCCACCCAUCCGGGCUGUGGCUCCAGCUAUGGCCCUCAGACUUUCUGUGCCAGUUACAAUCAUUACGCCAUGAACCAGGACGCGGAUUCCGGUGCCGGAUACUCACAAUGUGCCCCUAUCGUUUAUUCUGGGAGCAUUUCAUCAUCCAUGGCGCAGCACCGUCAGAGUUACAGUAAUGGAUCUCUGGGGCAAUUCCAGUACACUCACGCAGCCUAUGGACACGAGCAGUCCAGCCUUACCUUCCCAGGAUUCUCGAACCCCCUGUCACCUCUGCACGCAUCGCACCGUGAAUCAUGCUGUUCUCCUCUGUCUGAAAGCUCUCCUCCAGCGCAGACAUUUGACUGGAUGAAAGUUAAAAGAAGCCCGCCCAAGACAGGCAAAGCUGGAGAAUAUGGCUUCGGGGGCCAGCCUAACACGGUGAGGACCAACUUCACCACCAAGCAGCUGACGGAGCUCGAGAAGGAGUUCCACUUCAACAAGUACCUGACGCGAGCCAGACGCGUGGAGAUCGCCGCCGCCCUGCAGCUCAACGAGACUCAAGUGAAAAUAUGGUUCCAGAACCGCAGGAUGAAGCAGAAGAAGCGCGAGAAGGAAGGGCUCUUGCCCAAGUCUCCGCCUGGUCAAGCGGACAACGAAGAGAAAGCUGAAGACACUUCGGAAAAAUCACUCUCUGCUCCUCCGACACCAUCCCCCGCCUCGUCCACGGCGUCCUCCACGGCCGACCCUUACAUCUCCAGCUGAAUGAUCCCUGUCAUCUGCUCUGCU